Messenger RNA from Fonsecaea multimorphosa CBS 102226, 630 nucleotides. RefSeq lists its product as uncharacterized. Gene Ontology annotation, biological process: positive regulation of transcription by RNA polymerase II. The record is from RefSeq and is a predicted model, not a curated record. Lineage: Eukaryota; Fungi; Ascomycota; Eurotiomycetes; Chaetothyriales; Herpotrichiellaceae. The transcript has 3 exons. The coding region runs from base 1 to 630 and encodes 209 amino acids. Gene Ontology annotation, molecular function: DNA-binding transcription factor activity, RNA polymerase II-specific; protein dimerization activity; RNA polymerase II cis-regulatory region sequence-specific DNA binding.
AUGGCGGACAUCACCGAUCCCUCUGCCAGCCUCGAACAUCCCUCUCCCGGUGAUGACCUUGCCGGCAAUGGCGUCGACUCCCGUGGCACCAAGCGCCCAAGAGCAUCCAUGGCCGGAGAGGAUGACGAUGAUGAUGACGAGAAGGGAGGACGAGAACGCAGAAAGAUUGAGAUCAAGUUCAUUCAAGACAAGUCGCGUCGUCACAUCACAUUCUCCAAGAGAAAGGCCGGUAUUAUGAAGAAGGCAUACGAACUGUCCGUGCUCACCGGGACUCAAGUCCUCCUAUUGGUCGUCUCAGAGACUGGUCUUGUGUACACUUUCACCACUCCCAAGUUGCAACCUCUGGUCACCAAGGCCGAGGGCAAGAAUCUCAUCCAGGCAUGCCUGAAUGCUCCCGAACCUUCUGGCAAUGAGAAUGGUGUCGACGCCGCCGACGAUGUCGCCUCACCAGACGACGUUCCCUCCAUGCCUCCCGCCGCUGCGGGCGUACCCCGACCUGCCCCUCAUACUGGGUACGGCAUGACUCCCGAACAGCAGCAGCAAGCCCUGUACUACCAACAACUGCAACAACAGAACCAGAGCGGCCAGUACGGCGGCAUGCCCCAGAUGCCUCAACAUCAACGUGCAUAA